Sapajus apella (tufted capuchin) is the source of this 2106-nucleotide messenger RNA. It is a transcript of the gene TMEM71, whose product is annotated as transmembrane protein 71. NCBI's taxonomy places the organism in Eukaryota, Metazoa, Chordata, Mammalia, Primates, Cebidae. The record is from RefSeq and is a predicted model, not a curated record. Bases 258 to 1196 code for a protein of 312 amino acids. The transcript has 9 exons.
GAUUCCUUUAUUAAGAGACUUCUGCACCUGUUGACAUUCAGACAUUUGCAGCUGGGGAAGUGCUCAGUCCUCUAUUUCUCCAGGGUCAACCACAGGAAGCUUCCUAUUUCAGUAACAAUUUUGUCCUUUGUCAAUUGGAAGAAGAGGCUGGGAACUCCCUUUGGAAGAAACACAUAUGAGCACACAAUUUUCAGAACAGAUGUGUUGCUUUGAUGGAACUGAGAAUCUGUGAAGUUUGAACAAGCGGCCUUCCCAAGAUGUACCGAAUAUCUCAACUGAUGUCAACACCAGUAGCAAGUCCUUCCAGUUUGGAAAGAGAAUAUGCUGGACAGUUGUCUCCCACAUGCAUUUUUCCAAGUUUCACCUGUGAUGUCCUGGAUGGUGACCAUUCUUUUGAAUACUGCUCCAUAAGUCCCCUGACAGGCUCCCACUAUACCUGUCGCCGAAGUCCCAGACUCCUCACCAAUGGCUACUACAUUUGGACCGAAGACAGCUUCCUGUGCAACAAAGAUGGCAACAUAACUCUGAACCCAUCCCAGACCCGUGUUAUCUACAAAGAGAACUUAGUUAGGAUAUUUAGAAAGAAAAAGAGAAGCCGCCAUCCCUUUUCUUCUCUCUUCAACCUCAGCACUUCUAAAUCUUGGCUGCAUGGAAGUAUCUUGGGUGACAUCGACUCUUCUCCAAGUGAGGACAACUGGUUGGAGGGGAUCAGGAGGUUGGACACAGACCACCACAAUGGAGAUGUAGGUGAUUUGGACUGUUCUUCUCUGCCUGAUGACUGGGAGUCAGGGAAGAUGAAUGCAGAGUCUGCAAUAACCUCUUCCAGCCACAUCACAUCUCAACCUCCUGGAGGAAACUUCCACGACUCAUCUCUUCAUUCCCAGUUGACAGCUUCUGAACAUUUCCAAGAGAGUAAUUCAGAUCAUUCAGAAACCAGUUUGUUGCAAGAAGUCUGCUUUCAGGCAAUCCUACUUGCUGUGUGCUUAAUGAUUUCUGCAUGUGCAAGAUGGUUUAUGGGAGAAAUCUUAGCCAGUGUCUUCACAUACUCGUUGAUGGUAACUAUAGCUUGUUUAUCAAAAUUUGACAGUCAUUUAGGAAUGCCUUUGAUGAAUGUCCUCCAUCUGGAUAUCUGCAAAUUGUCCAACUUGCAGUCCACUUGGAAUCAGGUGUUUUACUGGAAGGGAGUAAGCGAAUAAUUGAGAAAAAGCCAUGUUAGUUUGCCUAUGUGAUUUUUAAAGGAUCUCAGUUUUUCCAUCAAAAUUAUAACACGCUUAUGAAAAUAAUAUUAAUUUGCCUUUCCUUUGCAAACACCAGCAAUUGAAAGGGAAAGGACUGAGGAAUGUGAUGGAGGGCGACCGCCUGUAAUAAAUGUUCCCCUGUGAUUCUCUAAGGCAGUGCUUCUCGAGCAUUAAUUUUCAUUAGGAAAUUCUGUGAGGAGCUUGUAACUGCAGAUUUCUGGGCCUGCCACAUGCACUUAUCCCUCGCGGAAUUGCUUAAUAGAAUAAUGAAAGUAAAUUUGUCUAAUUAAUACCAACUUGACAACUUGAAUAAAAAUAAAUGCAAUUUGUACAUAAAAUAUAAUGCUGCAAAAGUGUGUCAUUCACUCCAGUGGAGUGACUUGAUAUUAGGUGGCAACAGUAGGUGGUGGUUGGUAAGAAAAUGGAUGGGAAAUGAGCAUUUUCUGAAUGUUAUAUUCUUUUGAACCACUUUCUAAACCAAGUUUUUAAUCUUCUUGGGGCUUGUAAUUAUCUUUCACUUAAAUUGCACUUAACGACAUGCCACAGAAAAAUGCCUAAGGGCAAAAUAAAGGCAAAGCACCAGAGUGCUUUGAAAUGCAUGAAAAUGGUGCGCUUGACUUGACUCGAGGGCUGUAGAAGAUGUUCCCUUUCUACCCCCCACACUUGGUGCAUGUUCGCAAAGCAAAUAUGGCCUGCAAUUCGAACUAUCAAUUUGUUCUAUGUAAUAUUCUCUGAGUAAAAACUCUUACAUGCAGAAAAUUGUCUGUGCUUGAAAUGGUAAUGCCAAAAUAUAACUUUGUGUAACAUUUGCAUUUAUUGCACUUUUGGUUAAAAAAUAAACCAAUAAAUAAAUGGAGUAAUCAGGAAA